Messenger RNA from Beta vulgaris subsp. vulgaris (sugar beet), 1352 nucleotides. RefSeq lists its product as hypothetical. The record is from RefSeq and is a predicted model, not a curated record. NCBI's taxonomy places the organism in Eukaryota, Viridiplantae, Streptophyta, Magnoliopsida, Caryophyllales, Amaranthaceae. The transcript is spliced from 5 exons. The coding region runs from base 182 to 1195 and encodes 337 amino acids.
GCUAUAGACUAUAGUGGAGAACUAGUAAUAAAUCUGACAUCAGUGAUUCUCUCAUUAAAAGCCCAGUAAAAAAAUGGUAAAGUGGCACUCAUCAAACUAUAUGGGUUUCUGGGUCAUCCUCUACUGACAGCAGCUCAAUGCUCUGAAACUUCAUUUUCUGGGAUUUUUUUCUUCUUCUAAGAUGUUUGUGCAGAUAGUUGUAUCAUUUGCUAUUGUUCUUCUGGGUUAUAUUUACAAGUUGAUAAAGUCUCCCCCUCCAAAAAUAUGUGGUUCACCUGGUGGUCCUCCAGUGACUUCACCAAGGAUCAAACUUUCAGAUGGCAGGCAUUUGUCAUAUAGAGAGGCAGGAGUUAACAAGGAUGAGGCUAAAUACAAGAUCGUAAUCGUCCACGGAUUUGCUAGCUCAAAGGAUCAAAAUAUCCCAGUCUCUCAAGAACUCGUUGAGGAGCUGAAACUAUACUUCCUGUUUUUCGAUAGAGCUGGAUAUGGGGAGAGUGACCCUUAUCCAGAACGCUCUGUGGAAAGUGAGGCAUAUGAUAUUCAAGAACUUGUUGAUGCUUUGCAUCUUGGAUCAAAAUUUUAUGUCAUUGGAAUUUCCAUGGGAGCUUAUCCAGCAUACAGUUGUAUAAAUUACAUCCCACAAAGAUUGGCAGGGAUCUCUUUGGUUGUUCCAUUUGUCAACUACUGGUGGCCUGGUUUCCCUGAUCAUGUGUCCGGAAAGACUUUUAGGAGACUUCCUCUACAAGACCAAUGGACCUUUCGAGUGGCACGUUAUGCUUCUUGGUUGUUCUACUGGUGGAUGACUCAAAAAUGGUUCCCUUCAUUGAGUCUCUUGUCAGGUGAUCCAUCUGUUUUCAGUCGACAAGAUAUCGAGAUCAUGAAGAAUAUGCCAGAAGUUUCACAGGAUAAAAGCCGCCAACAAGGUGAUUUCGAAUCCCUUCAUCGAGAUAUAAUGGUUGGUUUCGGAGAUUGGGAAUUCAGCAUCUUGCAUCUUAAAAACCCUUUCCCUGAAAAUGAAGGUUCAGUACACUUAUGGCAAGGCUAUGAAGACAAAAUAAUUCCUUUCGAAAUUAAUCGAUUCAUCUCAGAGAAGCUUCAAUGGAUUAAGUACCAUGAAGUUCCUGAUGGUGGACAUAUGUUUAUGUUCAACCCUACCAUGUGUGAAUCUAUCUUGAAAGAACUGCUGCUUGGAUAGUUUCCAUCCUGCAAGCCUCUAUACCUAUAGCUACUCCCAUUAGUCUGAACUCUGAACCUCCCUUGUAAUACUGGAUUAUAUUAUUUGUGGUUACAUUACAUAUAGAAUAAUGUAUGAACUUGUUAUAUUUGUAAUUUGUAUCUCUUCUUCUUUUCAA